UCCUAUUAUAUUGGGAGAAUUGGCGCCCAUCGACACGCUGUUCUCACUGUGGUCGAGGCGUGGUGUCAGGUUCCGUCUUUGAAGAAGAUAGGCCUUGUUCGCAAGGUCCCGCCAGCCGCUGCUCGCAUAGUUGAGCAAUCAACAGAGGGUAUCGACCCGUACAAAAUGGGUAUGGAUAUCUGUAGGCGGCCUUUGGAACCCAAUGCGGCACAAAAGUGCCUGCACGCAUUUACGGAUAUCGACUUUAAGCGCGAUCUAAGAGCCUCGAUCGCCGAAAAGAGCUUGGAUUUCAACAGAGUGCAUGCGGAACUCUUACUCCUGGAGGAGUUCAGCCGCCAUGAUCAUAAAUUUGUUGACAACGGCAGGUACAUAGGGUGUAGCAAGGGUGCGUGCUACUUUUGCUAUAAAUGGAUUGUGUUGCACCACAAAGACUUUGUCAGUCCGGCUAGCCACAACAAAGUCCUUCUCGGAUUUCGAGGGUUAGAUCAAGACCUCAAUACCAGUGGCGCCACGCACUUUAAACGCCAGCUGGAGAAAAUGAUUGGUGCUGUUGAGCAGGAUAUCAUACGUCAUCUCGAUGUGCAUUCCACCAUAACUCGUCAACAUUUAUCGACCAACGGCUCGAGUCGAGCCCCUAGCACUAGAGCUUCUUAA
Hyaloscypha bicolor E is the source of this 654-nucleotide messenger RNA. RefSeq lists its product as uncharacterized. Lineage: Eukaryota; Fungi; Ascomycota; Leotiomycetes; Helotiales; Hyaloscyphaceae. The transcript has a single exon. The record is from RefSeq and is a predicted model, not a curated record. The annotation marks the transcript as partial.